Molecule: messenger RNA, 834 nt
Organism: Mycotypha africana
Lineage: Eukaryota; Fungi; Mucoromycota; Mucoromycetes; Mucorales; Mycotyphaceae
Product: cytochrome oxidase complex assembly protein 1-domain-containing protein
Exons: 2
Coding region: 75-638 (187 amino acids)
Biological process (GO): mitochondrial respiratory chain complex IV assembly
Cellular component (GO): mitochondrial inner membrane
Source: RefSeq, a predicted model, not a curated record
AAUAUUUUCCUGGGGAGUUGAUAACUUCUAUUAGUUAUUCGCUUUCAUCAGCUAGUCAAUAUCAUAUCUCCCAAAUGUCAUUCUUUUCGUCACGACUUUUGACUGUUUCAAGACCAUUAGCACAACCAGCAUUACACAACGCUCGUCGUCAAAUAGCCUCUUCCAUUAAAUCCAAAACAGUUGUGGUUGAGCGAGAGUUACCUCAAGUCAGUUCCCCUUUGAGAAAGCGUUGGAUAUGGACAGGUGCGGGUGUUGGUGCAGUUGUUUGGGCAGUAGGUCUAGGUGCUGCUAUGAAUCACCAGCGUUUAUCUAGUAGUGUUGUGCAUGGCACGCUGUUCAUGGUACGUUAUGAUCCUCGAGUCAUUGAGUUAUUGGGCGAUCACGUCGAUUAUGCACGAUCGUGGCCCUGGAUUAGCGGUUCUGUGAAUCACUUGAAGGGUAAAAUUGAUAUUGGGUUUGAUGUAAAAGGUUCCUCGGGCGAAACUGCUAGAGUUCAUUUCAUUUCGAGACGUACAGGUCAUAAAUGGACAACGGUAGAAUUCACGGUCGCUCGCCAUUCAGAUAAUAAAUCAAUAGACAUUGGGCACCAACCUCUAACCGAAACAGGCGAGCCAUCUUUGCUUACGACAACAGAUUAGUUAAAAUUGGUUCAAAGAACGCUAUCAUUUCAUCAUGUUUGUGCGUUAGGAAAGUUUUCUUUUUUUCGCAUGGAUGUAAAAGUACCUUGUUUAUUAUCAUGUGUUUGACUAUAUCGACUCUCUUUGCAAUACAAAUGUGCAAAAGGAGCAUUUGUUAUAAACUCUAAAAAAAACCGCAUCAGAACUGCUUUAUAUC